Messenger RNA from Funneliformis geosporum, 156 nucleotides. The record is from the annotation of a GenBank genome assembly. Lineage: Eukaryota; Fungi; Glomeromycota; Glomeromycetes; Glomerales; Glomeraceae.
AUGGAAGAAUUAGAUGACGAAGUGAAAGGUGAUGAAAGGGAAGAAUUAGAUAAUGAAAGGGAAGGCAAUAAAAAGGAAGAAUUAGACAACAAAGGGGAAGAAUUAGAUGACGAAAGGGAAGGUGACAAAGGAAAGGCAAUGAAAGGGAAGAAUUAG